Molecule: messenger RNA, 1877 nt
Organism: Labeo rohita (rohu)
Lineage: Eukaryota; Metazoa; Chordata; Actinopteri; Cypriniformes; Cyprinidae
Gene: prg4a
Product: proteoglycan 4a
Exons: 14
Coding region: 343-1836 (497 amino acids)
Biological process (GO): immune response
Molecular function (GO): scavenger receptor activity; polysaccharide binding
Source: RefSeq, a predicted model, not a curated record
UCUAGUAUCAGAACCACUGGACACUGAAAAUUUAAUAGCCAUAAUAAAAAAAAUCAAAUUAACCAUUCAUCCCAUGGGGAACAUUGAGAUCCAAGGACAUUUUAACAGAGGUCACCGACACUUCUGUCAGCAUUGUGGACACAUUUCUGCUGUUGUCUACUGUGUAGGAGGUUAGUCUUUACAUCAUCAUGCUUUAAUUGGGCUGUGGUGGUUAAUUAAAGUUUUUAGCCAACAGGAGAAAUCCAGCUGUCAUACGGUAUAAAAGAGACAAAGCGCGUGAGGAUACAACAAGACAUAUAGACAUAUAUUUCCUCAGUGUUGGCUGCUCUGUUGAGGGUUAUCAUGACUGGAUCUGCUCUGGUUUCAUUUCUCCUGGCCCUGGCCUGUGUACUUCUGCCGCUGUGUGCUGCUCAAGGCAGCUGUGUGGGCAGAUGUGGCGAGCCGUUCACCCGUGGACAGGUCUGUAACUGUGAUUACAACUGUUUUGUCCACGGCGAGUGCUGCAAGGAUUUUGAGAAUGUCUGCACUGUUGGUGACUCCUGCAGGGGUCGCUGUGGUGAGACAUUCCAGCGCGGUAGACAGUGCGAGUGCGAUUCAAACUGUGUCCUCCACAACUCCUGCUGCCCCGACUACAACGAGCAGUGCGAUGCUUUCUCCCAGAUGCAAGCUGCAAGAAGCUCAACACCAAACAAACCAACAGAUUAUACUGAGCAGUGUAUGGCAGCGUGUCUCGCAGCACAGCAAAACCCAGAUCUCGUGAGAGAUGGGAGACUGAUUAACUUUAUGGCUCCAUCUGAUGCUGCAUCACUUCCUGCUGGUGUCCCUCUGCCCCAGGACAUCUUCGCUCCUCUGACGCCCACUGACAUACCCGGUUUGGGUUCCAACCCUUCCGGUUUUCCUCUGCCAGAAUCCGGCCCUGCUCCCGCAGCUGGACCACUACAGGCGGCAGGUCCAUCCUCUGGCAAUCCUCUAACCAUCCCUGUGCAGGUUUCCCUCUCCAUCAGUGGACAAGGUGACAGGCCGUCCAGCGAACCUGCCGCUGCUGGAAGUAGACCCAGCACUCUUGCAGACAUCGCCCAGGCCCUGGCAGCCAGCAGCCCUGCAGCACCAGAUGCCAACUCAAACCCUGAUAUCUGCAGUGGCCUUGCCUUUGAUGGAAUGGCAGCUCUUUCCAACAACUCCAUCAUAGUUUUCAGAGGUCACUUCUUUUGGCUGCUGAACCCCAAGACUAGAAGAGCCGGUCCUGCUCGUAGAAUCACUGAAGAACUGGGCAUCCCGUCUCCCAUCGAUACGGCCUUCACUCGCUGCAACUGCCAGGGAAAGACUUACAUCAUUAAGGGUGACAACUACUGGGUUUUGGAGAACGGUGCUGUGGCACCUGGAUAUCCCAGAUCUGUGUCCCAGGACUUCGGUGGGCUCACCGGUGAGAUCACUGCUGCUCUGCCAAUCCCAGCCACCAGAAAGAAACCAGAGUCUGUGUUUUUCUUCAAGAAAGGAGGCACAGUUCAGAAAGUAACUUUUCCCUCUGGAAAUGCCCCAACUUGCAAUGGAAAGAAAUCCAAAAAUUCAGACAAAGCUUCAAAGAAUGGCAAACAAGCAGAGAUCCAGUUGUCAGGAGAGAUAAACAUCAGCCUCAAAAUGAAGGGCUUCCCCACCCCUGUGACAUCAGCCCUGUCCAUGCCCAACCCCAGGAAGUCAGAUGGUUUCGAUUACUUUGUUCUCUCAUGGCCUAAAGUCCUGAACAUCAAGAUCAGCAGUGACCUGCCUGCUCUGACGGCCCCUGUCAGCCAUUCCUCCCAGCAGAAUGACAUCAGCAAGUGGCUCAACUGCGCCUGAAAGACCAGCAUGAAACAAACACCACAAGCAGCUGCAUGGCG